AUGACCGGCGAUGCCGCCGUCAUCCGGGACCUGACCCUCAUCAGGGUGGCGGCGACCGCAGAGACCGUCGCAGGUGAUGCAUAUCGUGGACACGUUUCAGGCCGCGUCGUCGACGUCGCGCCCGAUUCGCUGAUCGUCGAGGCGACCGGCACCGAGGAGAAGAUCGACCGGCUCCUGGGAGUCCUGCUGCCCUACGGUCUGCUCGAGAUAGCGUGCGCACCGGGCGGGUUGCCAUGUCCCGGGGACAGCAGAGCGUGGCGACCGAGUCGGCCGGCGUCCCGGCCGAUGCCGUUAGGUCCCGGCGACGAGCCGUGUUUCCGAUUCCGUGUGAAAAUCGUCGCAACCCGUAAUCCCACCUCGGAUCAUCCCGACCCGCGAGUCGAAAAAUCAAUGGCAACGAUCACACGACUCUGCGGAUCUCUCACUGAUACGGGCAGGAAGGUUGCCAUUUUUCGCUACUGCUCCCAGGGUCAUUCCAUGCCUGAAUCUGAGGAGCAAGGGGUUCUCCGUGCAGGUGCGCUGUCGGGGACGGCAGCCGUUCGCGCGCUCCUGGGCUUGAGUCGACGGCUCACUUUGACAGCGGGACCGUAG
Molecule: messenger RNA, 591 nt
Organism: Geodia barretti
Lineage: Eukaryota; Metazoa; Porifera; Demospongiae; Tetractinellida; Geodiidae
Source: the annotation of a GenBank genome assembly